Molecule: messenger RNA, 1560 nt
Organism: Leptosia nina
Lineage: Eukaryota; Metazoa; Arthropoda; Insecta; Lepidoptera; Pieridae
Source: the annotation of a GenBank genome assembly
AUGGGUGACUGCUGCUGCAAGAACAGAGAGCCAGAUGUGUUUGCAUAUACACCAUCAUCUACUCAGAACACUGUGCAACCUGAAUAUCGGCAAAGACCAACAAAAGUGGAUCCAAGUCUCGUAGACCAGCUAGUUCUUGAAAUGUUGACUGAGGCAGCUUCUAGGGUAGACAUUGAUGAAGAAUCGCCAGUGUCCCUUGUGAAGCUGCAUCUAAUAGCUGAUAAGGAGGAGGGUUGGCUACAAAUGAUAACAUCUAUGGUUAAUGUAAUUCCAAUUGAGAACCCGUUUGGACCUACAGCUAUGUCAGUGUUACUUGAUGCUUGCCCUUUGCCGUCUCGAGAAACUGUUAUAAAAAUUACCGACAUCUUUGGCUUAUCUGCAGAAAGGGCUGAGCUAGGUGAAAAAAAUGUGAGGGUGGAUAGAAAUAUAUGCAUUGUACUUGGAUCGCUUGCGGAGAAGCUCGUGGGACCUAACAGUAUAGCCAUGCUUACUGAACGAACUCUGGAUUACCUCUACACGUUUCUGGUCAAUCAAAGGGAAGCCUGCCUCUGCCUAUUCUCAUUAAUCACACUAGAAAAAUUUGCACACACAAUGGAGAACAAAAUAGUUAUUAAGAAUAGAUUAGAGAAGGACGAUGAGAAUCCCCUGCUGCGUCUAGAGAAAUUAGCAGAUAGCGAGGACUAUACGUGGAGACAAGUAGGCUUCUGCGCUAAUUGGGCUCUUGAUAACUUAUUCAUGGUGGAAGGCCGGAAGCUGUCCUACGAAAUGGUGGACAUGAGUGAUAUAAACGCAAUACUGAACUGUCAAGAUGUAAGCGAGUACUUGCAGAUAUCUCCCAAUGGUUUGGAGGCCCGUUGCGACUCUUAUUCGUUUGAGAGUGUAAGGUGCACCUUCCAAGUGGACGAUGGUUGUUGGUACUACGAGGCGACUAUUGUCACACCCGGUGUUAUGCAGAUAGGAUGGGCCACUAAAAACAGUCACUUUUUGAGUGAUGAAGGCUUUGGUAUUGGCGACGACUUGUACUCCAUAUCGUAUGAUGGUUGUCGCGAGCUCGUUUGGUACAACGCGAAACCAACUUCGAUAACCGCAGUGAAGCCGUGGCAGCCAGGUGAUGUGCUGGGCUGCCUCAUCGACUUAACAGCAAGAGAAGUCAUCUUCUCUAUGAACGGAAAGAGACUACCCACCUAUAACGAAAUAUUUGACGCUACAAAAUAUGGCUUCUUUGCGGCGGCCAGUUUUAUGGCGUACCAGCAAUGUCGUUUCAACUUUGGGCGGGAACCAUUCAAAUACGCGCCGGAAGACAGAUUGUAUGCAACCUUCAAUGACUUCGGAAUCCUCACCGAUGAACAAAAGAAGGUGAUGCCCAGGCGUCUAUAUUUAGAACAGUUACGCCAUUCGAGUGUGAAGGAAGACUCAUGUACGCUGUGCUUCGACGAUACGGCCUGUUGCAUAUUGGAGCCGUGUGGUCAUAGAGGUUUCUGCUCGGUCUGCACGUCGAUGCUCCGCGAAUGUCCGAUGUGCCGCGGUGAGAUCCUGAACAUCAAACGAGAGGACAUUUGA